AUGUCGAAUGGGAGUGGCGAAACGUUCAAUUCGAAAACAGACUAUUCGUUUGGUAAUGAACCCUACAUGGUGUAUUUUACUACACCCGAUGCUGAUAAUUUAAUUUUAACGAUAGAACACAAGUUAACUUGUGAUCGAUGGUGUGGAAGAUAUAGCAGUCAACAUAUUCAGACGUUGACAAGCAAGGCAAACAGUUACAAGCCAUUCCAUACCUUUCUUAAAAUGAUUUAUCAAGCAUUGAUGAAAAAGUCAAAUUCUGUGUCUCUUGAAUUUAUUACGAAAAACCAAAUGGAGGUACUAUUUCAAAAAAAGGCAUCAUCAUCAAAAGGUUCAUCAUCGACGCCGUCCAUGGACGAGAGUGAGACGAGCAAAGCAUCUUUGACACCUUCCAACACUAGAUAUUUAAUUGUCAUAUACUACACUGAGUACGAUUGUGUUAGAUACCCUCUUCCACUUGCGUAUGAGGAACCAAACAUCGAAAUACUAAAAAAUCUAAUUCAAAAUCUAAGAACAGAAAACGAACAAUUGAAAAAGCCAAAUAAGGAAAUUGAGAAAUUAACUAGAGAAAAGAGAGAGGUGGAGGAAGCCUUUCGAAAACUUCAAGUAGAGUCAGCAAACGAAGUCAAGCAUGUAAGAAAACAAUACGAUGAAUUAGUGCGUGAAUUACACAUUCAAACAGCAGAGAUUGAAAAGCUUAAGAAACAACUAGCCCAGCAGUCGGAUCAACUCCAGAGGGCGCCAGAGCUUGAGGAAAAGGUCAUACUCCUUAAGAGAGAGUUACGGAAUGCAAAGAAUGAAAUUGAACAAUUACGAGCAGAAAACACAAAGUAUUACCUCAGCAAGCAACAAGUACAUUCCGAUAGCCGAAGCUCUGUCACAAAAUCUAGGUCAACUCGUUCUCCAUCUCCAAAGAUUUCAUCAUCGCCACGAGUAGAGAGAAGUAGAUCCCCAACUAGGAGAGCCAGCGUUGAAAAACGAGGAGCUACCUCUCGAUCAUCAUCUUCAGAAAGAAGAAUUUCAGGUUAUGAAUCUCCAAAAACCUCCAAAUCAGCCCUUCCAAAACACUUAAUUCCCACCUCAACAUCUACCUCAUCCACCAGAAAUUCUCGUUCCAUGUCUCCCUCACUUCGAAGCAAAACUCCAACAAAAGACGAGAGAAAAGGGGCGUCUUCCUCUGCGUUGUCAUCAAGAAAAGUACCAAGCUCUCCGUCACGAGGAAGACCUCUCGAAUCACCUCGACGAUCUCGCACCAGUACUACAGACGAAAAGAAAUCAAGACACAAAGCUCCAAAGAAAACAUAUUACGAUACUUCAGAGGAUGAAAGUGAAUUAGCAAGCAAUGCUGACAUGUAUUCUUCUCAAACUAGUCCUUACAACUCUGAUGACUAUUCAGAUUACAGUUUUUCUUCAGUCUCUGAGCGUAGAGGCUCUUCGUCUAGGUCGUCAUCCACAAAGAGAAAACCAACUGUUGUACCUACUUCGAGCUCCAAUCGAUCUCACUCCAAAGGAAAGCAUCGAUGA
This is a messenger RNA of Naegleria fowleri, 1521 nucleotides long. RefSeq lists its product as uncharacterized. Lineage: Eukaryota; Heterolobosea; Eutetramitea; Acrasida; Naegleriidae. Bases 1 to 1521 code for a protein of 506 amino acids. The transcript is spliced from 3 exons. The record is from RefSeq and is a predicted model, not a curated record.